This is a messenger RNA of Ricinus communis (castor bean), 2159 nucleotides long. Its product is annotated as cleft lip and palate transmembrane protein 1 homolog. Gene Ontology annotation, cellular component: membrane; endomembrane system. The transcript has 12 exons. The record is from RefSeq and is a predicted model, not a curated record. The coding region runs from base 207 to 1943 and encodes 578 amino acids. NCBI's taxonomy places the organism in Eukaryota, Viridiplantae, Streptophyta, Magnoliopsida, Malpighiales, Euphorbiaceae.
AUUAGGUCUUCGGCUUGUCCAACAACAGUAACUUGCCCACUGCUGCUUAUAUAUAUUAGAUAUGCCAUCCUAAUCACAUAAAUUAAAAGAAAAAAAAAACUAUAUUAAAUAUCACAACUUUCCCAAUUCGAUUACAACAGAACAAACAAAUACACCUCCAUCGUUUCACUUCUCUCGGAGGCCAUAGCAUCCGUCGUCUGAGAGAGAUGGCGCCGCCCGCAGCAGCAGGAGGAGGGCAAGUCCAGCAGCAGCAGCAGCAAGGAGGAAUAGGCCAGACAAUAACAGGAAUAAUAAGGAUAGCAGUAUUUUGGUAUUUCGCUUCCAAAUUCUUCUCUCCUAAGAAACCUUCCGACCCUUCUCUUCUUAUCUCCAAUCUCUUCCAAAAGGGAGAUUCUCUGGAUAUGUGGUUUUAUCUGUCUGAACAUGAAAAGUUCAAUGACUUCACCAAUGAAGGUGCACUUGUUUGGCAUGAAACUAGUAUUCCUUAUGCUGUUUGGGGACCAGACAGCACAAGGUCUCUUUCUUUCACAUACUAUCCAUCCGAGGCAGUGAAGCACAAUGGCACUCUUUAUGCUCAUGUUUUCUUUGCUCGAUCUGGUUAUCCUCCAGACCCUAAUGAUCCAGAGUACCAACCUCUUUUUGUCUUUGGCAAGACACACCCUGUUGUGAUUUACUUACCCAAGUCAAGGGCAGACAAAAGGAGGAGUCUGUUGGGGAACUCGAAAGACUCCGAGGGGGAGAUGAUCUCACAGGUGGUUGGUGAUAGUGAAGAUGAUUCUAAAGAUGAUGGACCUUUGGAGUGGGCUUCAUAUUGGAAACCAAAUGUUACAGUUAAUCUGGUUGAUGAUUUCACAAGAUAUCCGCAUAAUGCUGUGCCGCCAAAUAUUGCUCCUUUCUUGAAUGUUGAUCCUAGUACAGGGAAUUACUUCCCCACCAUUUUCUUCAAUGAGUUUUGGCUACUUCGAGAUAAGUUGAUUUCGGUCAAUGAGACGGUGAAGGAGUUGCCACUUAAUCUGGAGGUGGGCCCUAUAAGCAUGACAAAAUGGCAACUAUUCCUUCAGAUUGACCAGUCAUUCCAGAUUCAUCGUAAUUAUGGCAGCAUGCUUGAGGGCGAGGCAGAUGAACUUAAGAGGGUCUUCUUGGAAGGAAAUCCUUACCUCUUGUUGAUCACGAUGGUUGUUUCUUUACUUCAUUCGGUGUUUGACUUCUUAGCAUUCAAGAAUGAUAUCCAAUUUUGGAACAAAAACAAGUCUAUGGAAGGGCUGUCUGCGAAAUCUGUUGUUGUGAGCUUUAUAAGUCAGCUCAUUGUCUUUCUUUAUCUACUUGACAAUGACACCUCAUGGAUGAUACUCGCAAGUUCUGGAAUUGGUUGCUGCAUUGAGUUUUGGAAAAUAGGGAAAGCCAUGCACAUAGAGAUUGAUAGAAGUGGAAAGAUUCCUAUGUUGAGAUUCCGGGAUCGUGAGUCAUAUGCAGGGAAUAAGACAAAGGAAUAUGAUGACCUUGCCAUGAAGUAUCUUUCUUAUGUGCUCUUCUUCCUUGUUGGAUGCUCUUCUGUUUAUUCGCUCAUGUAUGAGCGCCACAAGAGUUGGUAUUCUUGGAUCCUCUCUUCACUCACAAGCUGUGUGUACAUGUUUGGUUUUAUAAUGAUGUGUCCUCAGUUGUUCAUAAAUUACAAGUUGAAAUCUGUGGCUCACCUCCCAUGGAGGCAGAUGACGUAUAAGUUCCUGAAUACGAUCAUCGAUGAUCUCUUUGCAUUUGUCAUCAAAAUGCCAACUCUACAUCGGCUCUCUGUCUUCCGUGAUGAUCUUAUAUUUUUGAUAUAUCUAUACCAGAGGUGGGUUUAUCCGGUGGACAAGACGCGUAUAAAUGAAUUUGGUUUUGGCGGUGAGGAUGAUCAGGUCGCCACUGCCGCAAAACAAGUUGAAGAGAAGAAAACUAACUGAGCUGGGAAUUUUUAGUCGCAUCUUUUGAAACUGAAACUAAAUUACAGAAUAUAGCGGCAAAAUUAAGUUAGGAGUUUUUAUCUUUUGUUUUUUUUUUUUUUUCCUUAAAUUUUUCCAUGUUAUUGUUCGAGAGAAAGAUUGAUUGGUUUAAUUUAGGGUAUUUGUUAACUGAGAAUAUUUCAAUUAAAAAGGACAAGAGUUGCAGUCUUUGUGGCA